UUAAUCGGACGGGGUAGUCGCUCGUCAACAGUGCUGUGACUCCUCUUCAGCAAAUCGGAAAACUUUAUCCCUAAGUAUGGGUAGAACCGCCGUUGCAUCGGUCGUGACUCUAUGCCUGAUUCCCGUUCAUCUUAUCGUCAAUCGUUUUGUUCCCGACCCUUACAUGUGAAGGAUGAGAUAUUCCACGUUCCCCAGGCUCAACACUACUGUCGGGGAAAUUUCACAAGUUGGGAUCCCAUGAUCACCACGCCUCCUGGACUGUACUUUCUUUCACUUGCAUAUAUUGCUUCUUUGUUUCCAGGAUUGUUCUGCAUGCGAGCAGUGCCAUCGUUUUCAGACUCAUGCUCUACUUCAAUUCUACGACUAACCAAUGGUGUUCUUGCAGUAGUAUGUAGCAUUCUUGUAUAUGAGAUAAUCAUUCAUCUGAGACCAUCGCUUCAUGACAAGAUAGCAACAUUCCGUGCUGUGGUUUUGUCAUUGUAUCCGUUGCACUGGUUCUUCUCCUUUUUAUACUAUACAGACGUCGCAUCUCUAACUGCCGUACUUGCUAUGUAUCUUUUAGUUUUGAAGAAGAAGUACAUCUGCAGUUCUUUGCUAGGGGCUGUUUCUGUGUUGGUAAGGCAAACAAAUAUUAUAUGGUUGCUCUUUGUUGCUUGCACUGGUGUUAUAGAGUUCGCUCAGUCUCAUCUAAAGGAUAGGGAGGAGGAAAUAGAUAAGGUAAAGACAGCAAUGCAAAAUGAUGAUUUCUCCGACGUUCAUAAGGGUGUUUCAGUGAUCUCCAAAUUGAGAAAGCGAAGGGUCAAUAAUGGUAUGAGAAAUCAGAAAAACCUUGCUGUAGAAACGUUGAAUCCUAUGGUACAUUCCUCAGGAUUGCUUGACGAGAUUUAUAGCAUAGUACUUGUAUCUUGGAAUCAUUUAUUGGAGAUUUCGGUUUUGCUAAGUCCUUUCUUGAUGGUAUUUGCGGCUUUUAUAGCAUUUGUGUGCUGGAAUGGGAGUAUUGUUCUUGGUGCUAAAGAUGCGCAUACAGUUUCCCCCCAUUUUUCCCAGUUUCUGUAUUACGGCGUGGUUUCUUCUCUGUUUACUUUUCCUGUCCAUUUCUCUUUUGGUCAAGCUUCCACUCUGUCUCAUCAGCUCCUCAAGAACAGACUGCUUGGCUUUUUUCAGGGGUUCAUGGCCUUGGCCCUUGCUUUCCUUUCUGUAAAAUUUUUCAGCAUUGCCCACCCAUAUCUCCUAGCAGACAAUCGGCAUUAUCCUUUCUAUCUCUGGCGGAAAGUCAUCAACCGCCAUUGGUCGACCAAGUACCUUAUGAUCCCAUUUUAUAUUUACUCGUGGUUCUCCAUAGUCUGUAAUUUGGCCAAAAAUCAGAAGAAGCUCUGGGUGUUGGUAUAUGUUUUGGCUUGCGCUGCAACACUUAUUCCCACGCCGUUGAUAGAGUUCAGAUACUAUACAAUUCCAUUCUUCUUCAUGGUUCUCCACUCCGACAUUAUUGACAACAUGAGUUGGCUUCUUCUGGGGUUCUUGUAUCUUUGUAUCAAUUUCUUCACAAUGUAUAUGUUCUUAUUCCGGCCCUUCUCUUGGGCGCACGAAGCUGGGACGCAGAGGUUCAUUUGGUGAUGUGCACACCAGAAAUGUUUAGGAAAGCUUUGCAACUAAUGUGCACAGUGCACACUGACAUGACUUUCCCUAGGGUGUGGAACAAAAUAGGAAGCCAUUCAUGUUGUUGUUGCAACGACUCCCGUUUCUCUUGAAUCGUCUACUUAAGGUACAUCACUAUACAGAUUUUUUGGUUGAGAAACACCUCUGCAACUUGUAAUACUAAGCACAUAUCUGUGUUAUUCUGUUAGCACGGUGUGUAGACUAAUUCUAGGAGUUGCUCAUGAAGUAACCAUUAUAAAUCUUGCUUCUAACUAAUUUGUGAAAAUACAUGAUAUGAUUGAACAUGCGGAUUCAUAGUUGACACAUUCUUCUUCUUUAUUUGUCACAAAUACUAGGCGAAAUAUCAUUAA
Messenger RNA from Salvia hispanica, 2006 nucleotides. It is a transcript of the gene ALG10, whose product is annotated as DIE2/ALG10 family. Gene Ontology annotation, biological process: protein N-linked glycosylation; dolichol-linked oligosaccharide biosynthetic process. The record is from RefSeq and is a predicted model, not a curated record. Gene Ontology annotation, cellular component: endoplasmic reticulum. Gene Ontology annotation, molecular function: dolichyl pyrophosphate Glc2Man9GlcNAc2 alpha-1,2-glucosyltransferase activity. NCBI's taxonomy places the organism in Eukaryota, Viridiplantae, Streptophyta, Magnoliopsida, Lamiales, Lamiaceae.